AUGCAAUACUCUGUAAUAAACAGCAGUAACACUCAACCACAUCCAACGCGGAAAACAGUCGCGCUACCAAAGAUCGAAUUACAAACCUUUUCCGGUAAUGUUUUAGAAUGGGCAAGUUUCUUUGAUAUCUUCAAGUCAUCCAUUCACUCUGACACUACCUUAGAUAACAUUCAAAAGUUUGUUUAUUUACGAAGUAUGUUGAAAGAUGAAGCUGCAAGAACUGUCGGCGGUUUGACGCUGACGGAUGCUAACUACUCACACGCAAUCGAGCUACUAGAGGAAAGAUACGGACAAAAGCAUCAAAUUAUUGACGCCCAUAUGACUGCGUUAUGGAAUCUAAGUAAACCCGUGGAUGACGCGAACAGUUUGAGACACUUCUAUGACUCACUCGAGAGUCACGUCCGAGGACUACAAUCGUUAGGGAAGGAUGAGCUUACCUAUGGCGAACUUUUAGUUCCUAUGAUAAGAGAGAAACUACCUCCAAGCAUACGCAAACAGAUUGCCAGAGAUCAUGGUAGUUCAGCCUGGACCUUACCUGACCUACGCAAAGCAAUUCUACGUGAAAUAGACACACUGCAAGCCGGUAAGCCAAUAGACGGUUUAUUCACCAUGAAUGAUACAUUGCAGCCGGAAUUAACCGCUGCGUUUCACACAACAGCACAGUCAACGAAAAAGAGACCGCAAACUUGUCCCUUUUGCAAGGGUACGCACUUCGCAUCGAACUGUACGAUAAUUACUGAUACACGUAAGAGACUGGACAUUGUUAAGAAAGAUCGACUUUGCUUCAAUUGUUUCGGUAAGCACAGAGUUUCUGAGUGCAAAUCGAAAUACUCGUGUCGCGUCUGCAAGAAACGCCAUCAUACCGCUCUACACUACGACGCGAACAAGCCUGAACGGUCAUCUACAUCGUCAACUACUACUUCUGAAAUCACCGUGACCCUGACCAAAGCUAACCCUUUGCUAAAUAAGAAAACCGCCAUCGGACCCGUGCUGUUGAAAACCGCGCUUGUGCCGAUAUCAGCCGGGAACGGAAAUCCUAUACGCGCUGUUGUUCUUUUCGAUGAAGGGGCAAAUAUGACAUUCACAACAGAGAAAUUUGCCCGAGAGUUGUCCGCGAAAACGACACGCCGCGAGCACAUCAAACUAUCAACAUUUGGCGACAAAACGUCCAAUGUACGCGCCAUGGCAUUCACUGAGUUAACCGCACAUGAAUUGAAUGGAAAUACCUCGACGAUCGACGCAAUGAUUAUACCUGAAAUAUCUUCGGACUUGACUAAUCACAUUUCCCAGGAAAUUCAUAACAUGAGCCAUUUGAAGGGAUUACAUUUCGCUCAUCCAGUUUCUGAUGAUGAGAAACUUCCUAUUGAUAUAUUAAUAGGGGCUGAUCAAUAUUGGAAUUACGUUGGAUCUCAAGUAAUUUCUGGUAUGGUCGGUCCAACCGCCGUUUCCUCCAAAUUUGGAUAUUUGCUCUCCGGGCCCUCUGGAACUACUAAUACAGUGGAUUCUAAUGUACGUAUGCUUCACGUGAUUUCCACUCCGGACAAUUAUGUUACCAAAAAUACUAUUGUAACGGAAAAUGGCCGCGAAAUUGUUGAUAACGUGGAUAUUCAAUAUACUAGCCGAGGAGACGACGCAAAAGUCCAAAAUGUGUGGGACUUGGAACUAAUUGGAAUUAAAGAAAGUCCGGAAACUGACAAACGUAUGAGCUACGAAUCGUAUAAAGACACACAUCUGAGGGUCGACCAAGGAAAAUACGUCGCACGACUACCAUGGAAAGAGGAUCACCCACCACUGCCGACGAACUAUAGUGUUACUGUGAACCGUACACGUAACAUGAUUCGCCGACUAACACCCGAUGUAAUCAAAAAGUAUGAUGACAUCAUCGCCGAGCAACGACGUCGUGAUUUCAUCGAAGAAGUUAACGAAGACGAUACAAGUAUCGGACACUAUUUACCGCAUAGAGCGAUAAAAAAGGACUCGGCAACUACACCCAUUAGAAUUGUGUAUGACUGCAGUUGUAGUCAGGGUGCUAGCUUUCCGAACUUGAAUGACUGUCUACAAACCGGCCCAUCGUUGAUAAACCUACCUGAUCUACCAGCCAUUCUACUACGAUUUCGCUCAAAUAACAUUGCAUUAACGAGUGACAUUGAAAAGGCCUUUCUGAAUGUUAGAUUGGAAGAAGACGAGAGGAAAUUCACGAAAUUUCUGUGGCUGUUAGACGCGUCUGACCCAGAAG
Molecule: messenger RNA, 2236 nt
Organism: Saccoglossus kowalevskii
Lineage: Eukaryota; Metazoa; Hemichordata; Enteropneusta; Harrimaniidae
Source: RefSeq, a predicted model, not a curated record